AAGGUGAGAUUUUCCAAGAAGUUACCAUUCCAUAGUGGUGAUGCCAAAGAUGAUGAUAAAGAGAUGCCUGCAUUGUAUUGUCUUGGACCAGAUGACCCAAUAAACUGAAGCAAGGGCACCAAGAGGUGGAUCCAAGCAACCCCUACUGAAUCAUACAUCCACUGGAGGUUUGAACAUCAACAUGCUUUAUUCCAAACGCGAAGAAUGUCUUUGAGCCCCAACCCGCCCUCUCCUUUUAGACUUGUCACUGUUUCCCAAGCAACACAGGGCAACCUGCCUACUUCCAAAGAUCCUUUCCAUAGGGGACCUCCUUGGCGGAUGCCUCUUGUACCGUGAAAAUAGCCAUGGAGGCAGCCACUGAUACCAAGGGGAUAUGCUGAAGUGGAGAUACAUUCUCUGAUCCACGCAAUGAAGAUAAGGUGGAGGUCAAGAGCAGAGAGGCAAGCUACCACAAAGUCCAAGCUAAGAGAGUCAAACGCCUUUUGGCUAUGUCAACUUUUAAGAGAGAUAAGAAAGAAAAAAAACACAUUGUGGCGGCAAAGUUUUCGUUGAGUUUAGGUCAGAAGAGGCUCUUUGUGUGUUCUCCGACGGCGUCAGGAACAAUGUGCGAAACAAUUGAUGAGAAGAAGAGGAAGAAGGAAGAAAAGGCUAGAGAAAAGGAGUUGAAAAAGCUUAAAGCUUUGGAGAAAGCAAAGAAGAAGCAGGAAGAGGAAGCAAAGAAGAAGCUUGAAGAAGUCAAGGCAAAAGAGGCGAAUCAUGGUACCAAUGCCAGCCCAAAGAAGAAGAGUCCCAAACGGGAUGAUGCAUCAGAAGAGAAUCCUGAGGAUUUUGUAGACCCUGAAACUCCUCUUGGUGAGAGGAAAAGGCUCUCCUCGCAGAUGGCUAAACAGUACAGCCCUGCUGCCGUAGAGAAAUCAUGGUAUGCUUGGUGGGAGAAAGGUGACCUCUUUAAGGCCGAUGCUAAGAGUUCCAAGCCACCCUUUACCAUUGUUCUUCCUCCUCCAAAUGUGACUGGAGACUUGCAUCUUGGCCAUGCCCUAACAGUUGCUAUUGAGGAUACCAUUAUUCGCUGGAAGAGAAUGUCUGGGUAUAAUGCUCUGUGGGUGCCCGGGAUGGACCAUGCUGGUAUAGCUACGCAGACUGUGGUUGAGAAAAAACUUGCCCGUGAUGAAAAGUUGACCAGGCAGGACCUUACCCGCGAAGGAUUCUUGAAUGAAGUGUGGAAGUGGAAGGACGAACAUACCUGCACGAUUCUUAAACAACUACGACGUCUAGGAGCUUCUCUUGAUUGGUCUCGUGAGUGUUUUACAAUGGACGAGCAAACAUCAAAAGCUGUUACCGAGACCUUUGUACGUUUAUUCGAGGAAGGGCUUAUCUAUAGGGACAUUCGGCUUGUUCAUUGGGAUUGUCAUUUGAAAACAGCUGUUUCUGACGAUGAGGUUGAGUAUAUGGAUAUCAAAGAAAAGACGCUACUAAAUGUACCUGGGUAUGAGAAGCCAGUAGAAUUUGGUCUUCUUACUUCAUUUGCUUACCCUCUGGAGGGAGGUUUGGGCGAGGAGGUUGUGGUUGCCACCACAAGGGUGGAAACAAUGCUGGGGGAUACUGCCAUUGCGAUUCAUCCCGAUGAUGCAAGAUACAAGCAUCUUCAUGGGAAAUUUGCUGUGCACCCAUUUAAUGGACGCAGGUUACCAAUUAUCUGUGAUGGAACGCUUGUUGAUCCAGAUUUUGGUACCGGUUGUGUUAAGAUUACUCCUGCCCAUGACCCCAAUGAUUGUGAGUUGGGAAAGCGCCACAACCUUGAAUUUAUUAACAUAUUCACUGAUGAUGGAAAGAUCAACACAAAAGGAGGGCCUGACUUCACAGGGAUGCCACGCUUUGCAGCACGUGAGGCACUUGUUGAAGCUUUGAAGAAGCAGGGGCUGUACAGAGGUGCCGAAAACAAGGAAAUGAGGCUUGGACUUUGCCAGAGAACAAAAGAUGUUAUUGAGCCUAUGAUUAAGCCUCAGUGGUACCUCAAUUGCAGCAUGAUGGCAAAGGAGGCUCUCAAUGUUGCUGAAAGCAAAAAGCUCGAAUUUAUACCAAAGCAGUACACUGCAGAGUGGACAAGGUGGCUAGAAAACAUUCGUGACUGGUGUAUAUCAAGACAGCUUGUGUGGGGACACAGAAUACCAGCAUGGUAUGCUUGUCUCGAGGAAGACGAGCGCUUUGGUGCGUACAAUGACCACUGGAUCGUUGCUAGAAACGAGGAAGAAGCUCGAAAAGAGGCAGCUGAAAAAUUUGGUGACAAGUUUGAGCUAACACAAGAUGAAGAUGUGCUUGACACGUGGUUUUCUUCUGGGAUAUUUCCGUUAUCUGUUCUGGGAUGGCCUGAUGAAACAACAGACGACUUCAAAGCCUUCUAUCCAACCUCUCUCAUAGAAACUGGACAUGAUAUCCUCUUUUUUUGGGUUGCUCGUAUGGUUAUGAUGGGAAUGAAACUAAGCAGCGGCGGCGUGGUUCCCUUCAGCAAGGUUUAUUUGCAUCCUAUGGUACGUGACUCACGUGGGCGCAAGAUGUCGAAAUCUCGUGGCAAUGUGAUUGACCCGAUUGAUAUAAUCGAGGGGGCAACUCUUGACGCACUUCGUAAAAGAUUAGAAAAGGGCAACUUGGAUCCAAAAGAGCUGGCUACUGCCAUAAAAAGUCAGCGGGAGGACUUUCCAGACGGAAUCUCUGAGUGUGGUGUGGACGCUCUUCGGUUUGCACUCGUCUCUUACACUGCUCAGUCUGACAAAAUAAACUUGGACAUUCUACGUGUGGUUGGAUACCGGCAAUGGUGUAACAAGCUCUGGAAUGCUGUCAGGUUUGCCUUGAUAAGACUUGGCGAUGGUUACACCCCUCCACCUCCGACGAUGGUUCUAAGCCCUGAGACGAUGCCCUUCAGCUGCCAAUGGAUUCUCUCUGAACUAAAUAAGACAAUAUCCAAGACGGUGGAGUCACUGGAUGCAUUUGACUUGUCGGAAGCAGCCAACACUGUAUAUGCAUGGUGGCAAUAUCAAUUCUGUGAUGUCUUCAUUGAAGCUAUCAAACCAUAUUUUGCUAAUGCUGCUGCUUCGGAGAGGGCUCAUGCACAAGAUGCGCUCUGGGUAUCUCUGGAGACGGGUUUGAGACUGCUUCACCCCUUCAUGCCUUUUGUUACUGAAGAGCUAUGGCAACGGCUGCCUUCACCCAAGGACUGUGAAAGAAAGGCAUCUAUCAUGAUAUGUGACUACCCUUCUCCUAUAGAGAAUUGGACAAAUGAAAAAGUGGAGAAGGAAAUGGAAACCGUUCUAUCCACCGUCAAGUGCUUGAGAGCACUCAGGGCUGCGUUGCUGGAGAAACAUAAAAAUGAAAGGUUACCUGCGUUUGCUCUGUGUGAAAACAACGUAACAUCCGAAAUUGUAAAAUCUCACGAGUUGGAGAUCAGAAUCCUUGCAAAUCUAUCGUCCUUAGAGGUUCUGCUAAAGGGAGAACACGCUGCAGCCCCAGCUGGAUCUGCAGUUGAGACUGUGAACGAGAACCUCAAGGUCUAUCUCAAAUUGGACAGAGCCAUUAACACAGAAGCUGAGCAAGAAAAGUUCAGAAACAAGAUUGCAGAACUUGAAAAACAAAAGAACAAGUUGCAGAAGAUGAUGAGUGCAUCUGGGUACCAAGACAAGGUCCCUGCGCACAUAAAAGAAGACAACGCCACAAAGCUCGCUAAGAUUCUCCAAGAAUUCGAUUUCUUUCACAAGGAAAGUGCUCGUCUCCUUGCCGAGACUGGAAACCAACAAAUGGAAGACUUGCAAUUACAGUAAUUUGUAGAUAAACAGGAGGAGAGAUAUGUUAAAUAUACAAUUUUUAGAAAAAUCCCUAACUGCUCAUGAUUUACAAAUUCUAAUUCAGAUAAUUUGUUAUUCAAUCAUACAAAUUUAUUUCGGGAUUUGA
Molecule: messenger RNA, 3942 nt
Organism: Raphanus sativus (radish)
Lineage: Eukaryota; Viridiplantae; Streptophyta; Magnoliopsida; Brassicales; Brassicaceae
Product: valine--tRNA ligase, mitochondrial 1
Exons: 21
Coding region: 489-3812 (1107 amino acids)
Biological process (GO): valyl-tRNA aminoacylation
Cellular component (GO): cytosol
Molecular function (GO): aminoacyl-tRNA deacylase activity; valine-tRNA ligase activity; ATP binding
Source: RefSeq, a predicted model, not a curated record